Molecule: messenger RNA, 842 nt
Organism: Williopsis jadinii
Lineage: Eukaryota; Fungi; Ascomycota; Saccharomycetes; Phaffomycetales; Wickerhamomycetaceae
Exons: 1
Coding region: 242-718 (158 amino acids)
Biological process (GO): mitochondrial electron transport, cytochrome c to oxygen
Source: RefSeq, a predicted model, not a curated record
UGAUCAACUUGCUGGGUGGGUGGUGGAUAUGAUGACCUGUUUGGCCAAUCACAGUGAGGAACUCACACGUUGAGAUGACACCUCAAAUUUUACGUGGAAGUUGUAGCGAAACGUUGGCGAUGGGGAAAGACGAACGGAAGCGAAAAAAAAAAUAGUUGGUAAAGAGGUGUAAAUGUUGUGUGAAGGGGAAUCUAAGCACGGUUGUGUGGACAAUUGCAAUUGGAACCCUCCAGCUUGAAGUAUGUCAAUGAUUAGAAGUAUCAAAACCGUUAACGUGUCACUUAAGAGCUUUCCGUGUAUCAGACACGCUAGACUCUCAACAACGUCCAAUGCAUCUCCCGACCUAAAGGGCAUCGAACACCGAUGGGCUAAGAUGAAAGAAGGGGAUCAAUUGGACGUACUAGACUAUCUCAACGAGAGACUGGCACAGCCAUGGCAAGACCUCACAAGAGACGAACAACGGGCCUUGUACUAUAUAUAUUUCGGUGAGUGGGGUCCCCGCUCUCCUAAGCCACAGCGGACAUUUGCUGCUCUGGUACUUGGAGGACUGUUUGCUGGGUUAACAUUGGUAGCAUUGGGUGUCGGAUUGACGAACUACGCCGUGGACAUCGAGAAGGAUGAGAAACUCAAGGAACUGGAGACGAAACUUGUGCAAUUACAAGAAAAGGAACUGGCACUGGAACAAAGACAGAAUAGAGGCUGGUGGUUCUGGAAGUGAGAUUAGUUCUUUCCACAUACAUUGGACGUAGACAUAAGUCCCCAUGCUCGGCGACUGUUGACCCCAUGCUCUUGUUCCACAUUGAAUCACACAUAACGAUGAAACAUGCAGUUCAACAUAAACG